AUGUACGCCGUGGGGAACAUCUAUGUGAUUGCGGCCGUCUCCGUGAUUGGAGGCGGCCUGUUUGGCUUUGAUAUCUCGUCCAUGUCGGCCAUUCUCGGCACGACGGCAUACAAGUGCUAUUUCAACCAGGGCCCCGAGGGCCCUCCCUUCAAUGAUUCCGAGUACUGCUCGGGAUUGAGCUCCCUCCAUCAAGGUGGUGUCACCGCCGCCAUGCCCGCCGGUUCCUGGCUGGGUGCGUUGAUCUCUGGCUUCGUUUCCGAUCGUCUGGGACGAAAGUACUCUAUUAUGGUGGGAUGUAUCAUCUGGAUGAUCGGUUCCGCUAUUAUCUGCGCGUCUCAAAAUGUCGGCAUGCUGGCCGCGGGCCGUGUGAUCAACGGUCUCUCCGUCGGAAUUGAAUCUGCCCAGGUGCCAGUCUACAUCUCCGAGCUCGCCCCGCCUCAUCUGCGCGGCCGUCUGGUCGGAUCUCAGCAAUGGGCCAUCACCUGGGGUAUUUUGAUCAUGUACUAUAUCUCCUUUGGCUGCUCCUACAUUGGGGGUGACACCGCCACCAACUACAGCACCUCUGUCUUCCGCAUUCCCUGGGGCGUGCAGAUGGUGCCCGCCAUCCUUCUCUUCCUCGGCAUGAUAUUCCUCCCCGAGUCUCCGCGCUGGCUGGCCCGCAAGGAUCGGUGGGAGGAAUGCAAAAACGUCUUGACGCUCGUUCACGGCAAGGGCGAUCCCAACAGCCCCCUGGUGCAGAAUGAAAUGCAUGAGAUUGGUGAGAUGUGCGAGUUUGAGCGUCGCAACGCGGACGUCACCUACUUUGAGCUCUUCAAGCCCACGAUGAUCCACCGGACCUUUAUCGGCAUCUGGACGCAGAUCUGGUCGCAAUUGACCGGUAUGAACGUGAUGAUGUACUAUAUCACCUACGUGUUCAGCAUGGCUGGCUACUCGGGGAACGCCAAUUUGCUCGCCUCCUCAAUUCAGUACAUCAUCAACGUGGUGAUGACCGUCCCCGCUCUGAUCUGGGUGGACCGAUGGGGUCGUCGUCCGACGCUCCUGAUCGGUGCUGGCCUGAUGAUGAUCUGGAUGUACGCCAAUGCCGGCAUCAUGGCCAGCUACGGUACGCCCGUCCCCGGUGGAAUCAAUGGUGUUCCGGAAGAGUCCAUGCGUCUCUCGGGGGCCUCCGCCAAGGGUCUGAUUGCCUGUACAUACCUGUUCGUCGCCUCCUACGCCCCCACCUGGGGUCCCGUCUCGUGGGUGUACCCCCCGGAGCUGUACCCCCUGCGUGUCCGGGGUAAGGCUGUGGCCAUGGCCACCUCUGCUAACUGGGCCUUCAACACCGCGCUGGGACUGUUCGUCCCAGUGGCCUUUGCCAAUAUCCGGUGGGAGACGUACAUCAUCUUCGGUGUCUUCUUGACCGCGAUGUGGCUCCAUGUCUUCUUCCUGUUCCCCGAGACUGCCGGUAAGACCUUGGAGGAAACCACCCAGAUCUUUGAGGAUCCCCACGGCAUCCCAUACAUUGGCACCCCCGCUUGGAAGACUCGGGUUGGCUCUCGGUCGCUGGCGACCUCUCGCGGGGACAUUGAGGGACUGGGUGAGAACAAGUCCGCGGUGGCGCAUGACGAGUCUGCUUCUGCGGCUUCUUCGUAG
This is a messenger RNA of Penicillium oxalicum, 1632 nucleotides long. Its product is annotated as sugar porter family MFS transporter. Gene Ontology annotation, molecular function: carbohydrate:proton symporter activity. Gene Ontology annotation, biological process: transmembrane transport; carbohydrate transport. Gene Ontology annotation, cellular component: membrane. The record is from RefSeq and is a predicted model, not a curated record. NCBI's taxonomy places the organism in Eukaryota, Fungi, Ascomycota, Eurotiomycetes, Eurotiales, Aspergillaceae. The coding region runs from base 1 to 1632 and encodes 543 amino acids. The transcript has 2 exons.